GUAAUAACUUAAGGUGAGGGUUUGAGUAGGCUAAAUAUAUGUUCUUUCUUCUUCAACUUCUUAUUGCUCUGCUGCUCCUUGCAAUUGUUAUUGUAUUUACGAGGCCAUCUCUCUGAAUCCCUCGGGGAAUACAGCGUUUCGGCUACGCAUCUUAAAAUCAUAUGUUUUCACAUUUCUACUUCAAAAAUUGUAUCGGAAACCCAUCAAUCUGCAAAACAAAGGGUAGAGAUCGGUGCAUUCUAGGGCCCUUAUUACAGAAUUUCAGGAUCGGUGAAUAUAAGAUUUAACAAUGUUUGGAUCCAAUCCAUUUGGGCAACCAAGCUCCAGUCCUUUUGGGGCACAGCCAGCGUUUGGACAACAAAAUACUGCAACUAAUAAUCCUUUUGCAGCAAGGCCUUUUGGGAGUACAAGUCCUUUUGGUGCACAGACUGGAAGUACAUUGUUUGGGGGCAAUUCCACUGGCGUUUUUGGAGCAACACCAAGUCCCUCACCAUUGGCUACAUCCACACCAGCAUUUGGGGUUUCAUCCACACCAGCAUUUGGCGCUUCAUCCACACCAGCAUUUGGCGCUUCAUCCACACCAGCAUUUGGUGCAUCAUCCGCACCUGCUUUUGGCUCGAGCUCUAGUCAAUUUGGUGCAACAUCCGUAUUUGGGCAGAAGCCUGCAUUUGGAGGAUUUGGGUCACCAAACCCUGCUCAAUCAAGUCCUUUUGGAAGUACAUUUGGUCAAACACAACCAGCUUUUGGUAGUCAACCAUUUGGUGGUGCCACUAGUCAAUCCGCUUUUGGUUCUACUUUAACUCCUUCAUUUGGAUUUAGUAACAAUUCAUCCUUUUCUCAAUCGGCUAAUGCUUUUGGCUCAGCGUCGACUCCAGCAUUUGGGAACAGCCCUUCAGCAUUUGGAGUUCAAUCUACCACUUCUACGUUUGGCAGCCCAGGUUUUGGGCAAACACCAUUUGGUGGACAACGUGGAGGUAGCAGAGUAGCACCAUACACGACUACUAAUGAGACAGAUAGUGGCAGCAGCGUCACUGGGCAGACGACGACGCCUGGAAAACUGCUUUCUAUAUCAGCUAUGCCACAAUACAAGGAGAAGAGUCAUGAGGAACUAAGAUGGGAGGACUAUCAAUCGGGUGACAAAGGUGGGCCCAAUCCUGCAAGUCAACAACCUGCAGGUGGUCUUUUUUCUCAGCCAACACAAUCUAGCCCCUUUGGCCAGACAACACCCUCUGCCUUUGGCCAGACAACAUCAGCAACACCUGUCUUUGGCCAGACAGCACCAUCUGCCUUUGGCCAGACAACACCAUCUGCAUUUGGCCAGAUGACAACAUCUGCUUUUGGUCAGACAACCCCUGCCUUUGGGCAGGCAUCUGCUGCAAAUCCAUUUUCUUCUACAUCUCCUGGAAUUUUUGGAAAUAAAGCAACAGGAUUUGGUUCUUCAUCAGGUGCUACAUUUAACUCACCUUUUGGGGCUACCUCUUCAUCUAGUCCUUUUGGUACAGUUUCUUCAUCUCCAUCUCUUUUCGGAUCGUCAACAACACCAGCCUUUGGAGGGGCAUCUUCUGCCUCUCCUUUUGGUACAUCAAGUUCUCCAGCAUUUGCUGCAACCCCUUUCGGCCAAUCUCAACCUGCAUCUUUGUUUGGUUCAACUCCAUCCCUAGGGUCAAGUCCUGCUUUUGGACCAAGUACCCCAUUUGGAAACACUCAGUCAUCUGGACUGUUCCAAUCUUCUACACCUGCUUUUGGUCAGUCUGCACCAGCCUUUGGCCAGUCCGCACCAGCCUUUGGCCAGUCCUCACCUGCAUUUGGCCAAUCUACAACAACUUUUGGUCAGUCCCAACCAGCCUUUGGUCAGUCCCAACCAGCCUUUGGCCAGUCUACACCAGCAUUUGGCCAAUCCACACCAGCAUUUGGUCAAUCCACACCAGGUUUUGGUCAGAAUACCCCUGCCUUUGGACAAACUUCAAAUGCAUUUGGCCAGACGACACCUGCUUUUGGAAGUAACUUGUUUUCCAAUAGCUCAGCAUCGAUGAUGUCACAGAGCAAACCAGCAGGCCUUACACAGGCAAUGCCUUCGCUAUUUGGUGGAUUCCAAAAUUCUGUUCCCACCCAGACACAGGGUGGUGCAUUUUCCUUUGGGAAUUUUGGUCAGCCACAGGCAGCAGUUGCUCCUAGUGGUUUUGGUGCUGCAUCAACUCCAGCCUUUGGGCAGACCAACUUUGGACAACCCGCUCAACAGAACAUGAUGGUUAUGGCACCACAGCCAGUUAGUAAUCCUUUUGGGACUCUCCCACCGAUGCCUCAGAUGUCUAUUGGCCGGACUACUCCAUCCAUUCAAUAUGGAAUAUCAAGCAUGCCUGUUAAUGAAAAACCUGCUCAAGUAAGGACAACAACACACCUGUUAGCUCCACGGUAUAUAGCUCCAAGGUCAAGGAUCCAGAUGCAUUCACGAAGAUAUAAUCCUAAAAAGGAUGGUCCCAGGGUAUCAUUUUUCAGCGAUGGUGAAGAAGCACCAAGCAAUCCAAAGGCAGAUGCCAUGUUCUUCAUCCCCAGGGAAAAUCCAAGGGCACUAUUUAUUCGACAGCCUGAGCCGUCUUCCCCCUCUAUGGUGCUGAAGCCAGCUGUUAACUUGAAGGAAAUGGCUGUGCCUAUUAAUGAUCAUGGAACUAUGGGACAAGAUAGCAAUGGGAAACGUUUAUUUGAAAAUGAUACAUUUACACAGGAACCUGAAAAUGCCAAAGAAAAUUGGCCAGGUGGUGUGGAGGAUGCAAACAUUCAGAGCAAUUCGCUGUCCUCAAAGCUAGUUGACGAUCAUGUAAAAUCUUCUUCCAGACAGAAUGGUUCUAGCGAGGAGCAUAAUCACAGAGGAAAUGGUUAUAUAUCAUUUUCUGGCCAUAGAGCUGGUGAAGCUGCUAUUGUUUAUGAGCAUGGUGCAGACAUUGAAGCAUUGAUGCCUAAGCUUAGACAUUCUGACUACUAUACUGAACCAAAGAUACAAGAACUAGCAGCAAAAGAACGUGCUGAACCAGGUUAUUGCCGACGGGUUAAGGACUUUGUUGUUGGAAGGAAAGGCUAUGGGUUUAUUAAGUUUUUUGGAGAAACUGAUGUUAGGCGGUUGGAUUUGGAGAGUAUAAUUCAAUUUAAUAAGUGUGAGGUUCUUGUCUAUAUGGAUGAAAGUAAAAAACCACCUCCAGGACAGGGCCUUAACAAACCAGCAGAGAUAACCUUGUUAAAUGUUAAAUGCGUUGACAAGAAGACAGGUCAGCAUUGUACAGAGGGUGUGGAAGUGGAGAAAUUUGAGAAAAGGCUGAAAAGAAAAACCGAAGAGCAGGGGGCAGAAUUUAUUUCAUUCAAUGCUAUUAAAGGAGAAUGGAAAUUCCAUGUGAAACAUUUCAGUAAGUACGGUCUUGAUGGAUCUGGCUUUUGGAAAAUGUGAGAAAUUUGAGAGAAUGCUGAAUGGAAUAUCUGAAGAGCAAGAUGUGGAAUUAAUGUUGUACAAUGGUGUAGUGAAGGAAAAUAAUGAACUUUCGAUGGAGCAAACAGAAUGAACAAUCUCACCUGUGAGGAUCACAAGGGAUAUGAAGCAAGGAACAACAUAUUUAGUUUCUGUUGCUAUUCUUAUACUGUUUCAUAUAAAUGUUUAUAGUCUGUAGGAAUGGCUUCUGAAUUACUUAUAUGUCUUCAUCUAAUAGUUAAGUUGAUGUUUCUUGAUACACUGCAUCUCUAUGGAUUGCUGGGUAAGCGGUGGAUUUGUUGGACUGUGUUAUCAAGUUUCAUGCACCUUAUUUGCUGUGUAAAACCCAAGGCUCAAGAAAGAAAAAGUUAACGUAUGCUAAUAUUUUUACUGCUUUUUGAUAUAGAAUAUAUAUUUUUUCAAAAUCA
Messenger RNA from Cryptomeria japonica (Japanese cedar), 3882 nucleotides. RefSeq names its product nuclear pore complex protein NUP98A. NCBI's taxonomy places the organism in Eukaryota, Viridiplantae, Streptophyta, Pinopsida, Cupressales, Cupressaceae. The coding region runs from base 290 to 3436 and encodes 1048 amino acids. Gene Ontology annotation, cellular component: nuclear pore cytoplasmic filaments; nuclear pore. The transcript has 13 exons. The record is from RefSeq and is a predicted model, not a curated record. Gene Ontology annotation, molecular function: structural constituent of nuclear pore. Gene Ontology annotation, biological process: post-transcriptional tethering of RNA polymerase II gene DNA at nuclear periphery; protein import into nucleus; RNA export from nucleus.